This is a messenger RNA of Ictalurus furcatus (blue catfish), 5185 nucleotides long. RefSeq names its product CCM2 like scaffold protein (gene ccm2l). Lineage: Eukaryota; Metazoa; Chordata; Actinopteri; Siluriformes; Ictaluridae. The transcript has 10 exons. The record is from RefSeq and is a predicted model, not a curated record. Bases 89 to 1945 code for a protein of 618 amino acids. Gene Ontology annotation, biological process: heart morphogenesis.
AGGCCAGUCCUGCCCACACACACACACACACACACACACACACACACACACACACAAAAUUAUACUCAUUUACACACUGCCAGCUGACAUGGACUAUGAGCCCAAGAAAAUCAAGAAGGGGUUUGUUUUACCAAUUAAGCGACUGGUCUUCCCAAAGUUGGCCCGGAGGCAGGCAGACAGGGGCAGUGCACAUCGUAGGCCUCUGCACACGGUGCCUCUUUACCCACCAGACUUUCUCAUCCAUCCUGAACGCCUCAUCUAUGACUAUGUGGAAAAGGAAGUGAAGUUUCUGGGUCAUCUGACAUGGGUGUCUUGCUCCCUAAACCCCUCCAGCAGAGACGAACUACUGCAGCUUCUGGACACUGCCAGGAAGCUGAAGGUCCUGCCUCUUCAGACGAAUGUAGAGCAGGACUGUAUCCUCAGUCUGUCUGCACGCUGUCUGCUGCUCACUUGGAGAGACAAUGAGAAACUACUGCUGCGAAUCCCCACGCAUGAGAUAGCUGCUGCCUCCUACCUGCGGGAUGAUGCCUUGCACCUGCUUGUGCUCAAAACAGGUUUGAAUGUGGACACCAUUAUAGCAGGGGACAGCCUUGAAAGAAGGCCUGCUGGUAUAGAAGGCCGCAGACAGACCAUGAGCAACGCUGACCCUCGGCCUGCAGGGGGCACCAUGGAGAGACGCCAUACCAUCUGUGGUGUGGACUGGAAGCCAUUGUCUCGCCAUGAGUCCAAGCAGCCUGGCACUGGUGUGGGUGGAGUAGGGUCUGCGGGUGGAGGAGGAAGCGGCAACAGUGGAGGUGGCAGUCUGGAACGGAGGCAGGUUGGGGGUAGCUGGGAGCGACGGCAAACCCACAAGCCAUGCGGAGGAAGCUGGGAGAAGAGACCCACGAGUGGGAGCUGGGAGAGACGGCUUGUAGGAGGCAGCUGGGAGCGCCGUGGUCCUGUGGGCAAAGGUGGAGGGGGUGUGGGGGGCAGUUGGGAGAAGAGACACGGACCUGGGGGAAAAGCAGGAGGUAGCUGGGAAAGGAAGCACGGGCAAGGGGGCAGCUGGGAGCGCAGGCAAGCCUUCAUGGGAAGCUGGGAGAGAGGUAAAACAUAUGGAAGUUGGGAGAGAAGGAACCACAAUCCACUGGAGCCCACACCAUGCCCUGAUGCUUACUGUAACCUGGUCGUACUGGCUGUGGAGAACAGGGAUGCUGCAGAGGAGUACUGUGCACUCAUCUGUCAGAUGUUUCAAAUCAUCUAUGGACAUCAGACCAUUGAGUGUGUGGACAGGGCAGGGUAUCACUACACCAUGCCUGACCGUUAUUGGCUACAGAGAAGUGACAGCUGUCUGACAGACAUGACGUAUAGCUAUGACACAGACUUCAGCUGCUGCAGCUCAUAUGAUGGCUCUCAGUAUGCCUUUGAACCAUACUACAGUGAGAACUACAGUGAGAAUUCAUCUCUUUCUUAUCAGGACUCGCAUCGCAGCCUGGCAUCCAUACCCAGUGACUCGGAACCCAGUAAUGCAAGCCUGCAGCUAAUGCAAGAGUACAUGAUUACGCUACGCAACAAGCUGUCUCCCCAGGAGAUUCAGCAGUUUGCUGUGUUGCUGAGGGAGUACCGUGUGGGUGCUCCCAUAAACCAGUUCUGCUCGGACCUGGCCCAACUCUAUGGAGACUCACGGAAGUUCCUCCUGCUCGGUAUGCGUCCCUUCAUCCCUGACCAGGAUGUGGGAACUUUCGAGACAUUCCUGGAAAGCAUUGGCAUUCGGGAGGGUGGGAUUCUGACGGACAGUUUCGGGCGGAUCAAACGGAGUAUGAGCAGCACGUUGGCCACGGCUGUGAGAGGCUACGAGGGAUCAUAUGACUUCAACAGUAGGAUGAGUGACAUCGCACAAGACAUCGAGGCCCUCGGAUUUGAGGAGGGAGAUGGAGACAUUGAGGAAGAGGACUACUACCUUUAAUUACUACCUAAACAGUUUAAAUUUUAAGUCCUUACUAAGGAUGAAUCGCUAAAAUAAUCAUUUCCAUUAUGAGAUUUUAUGUACUUUUAAAGAUUUAUACUAUAGUACACAUUAAGUUAUAGUUUUUUGAGGGGCCUCCCCAGCAGAAUGUCUCAUUCUGCCUCAGCACUAUCCUAUAAGGUGGGCUGAGGUGGUGGAAGAAUAAACAACCAUUUGCUUCUGGCAUAAAUACAGAAUAAACAAAAUUCAUGAAAUAUUUUUUUUUUAGGGACUUGAUUAAUGCAAAGUGUUCUAACUUUCACAUUAACUGGAUCUAAAUCCCCUUUGCACAUUGAAUAUGAGCAAUGUGAGCAAGCAUCUAAUUACCUACAGAUAACAGGAUGUUUACUAGGUUCUCUCAAAUUUCUGACCAGUUAUUAAAAAUAUUUCAUUAUCCAUUAAUACUUAUUCCACCACAAUGCAAAUGUGUAAUACCAAAUAGGAUGCACUGUUUCACAAAAACUACAGUUAGAGGCCAAGCAACGCAGGUGCAAGGCACCUAUUGUAUCCGUUAGUUUUCUUCUGCUUAUUAUUCUUCUUCCACUCUUGAGUCUAUGGCAGCCCAUAGAACCGCUUGUGGCAUGCAGAUAGAGGACAUUAACCAUAGCAAGAUUGGAACCUCUAUCUCAAACCCUCUAGCACCACCAACUGCUCAAAGUUUGACUCAAGUUUAUGCUAGUAACUUUUGAACCAAAAACUUUUGAAACAAAAUUCUUUUUUAUCUGAUUCCUCAGCUCAAGACGAUUUGAUUGCAUCCUAUGACAUCAUUUUUCUGUCAUAAAAUAUAGAAUUUUCUGAAAAACUUACUUUUUUGAACUCGUCCUAGACGGUAGGCUAUGUCCGAUUUUCACCAAAAUUGGUUCAGAUCAUCUUGAGACCAUGCUGGAAAGAAAUUAUUAAAAACUUUUUGAUAGACCAAACUGUUCUUGAAUAACACGUGAACAAAUUCAAAGGUGAGAGAAAUUUUUUAAACUGCUAAUAAUUUUUGCCUGCUUUUGCCUGUUCUCAUGAUAUUGGUCUUGAUAGAUUCCUUGGGUCAUGCUGAGAACAGUGAUACCAAUUAUGCCAUGGUCGGCUGAACUUCCUUUCCGCCAUUUUGAAUUGCUUUGAAAAUUUACUAUUUCUAACUCCUCUUAGAUCGUUGCUCCGAAUUUAACCAAAAUUGGCUCAGAACAUCAUGAGACCAUGCUGGCAAACGUUAUCAAAAGCUUUUUGAUAAGCCAAACCAUUCUCAAAUUACGUGCGGACGAAUUCGAUGGCGAUCAUGCCAAAAUGGACAUGAAGCUAUGUCUCUGUACUGCAUCAGCAUAUUCAGACCAAACUUAGUACCGAUCAUUGGCAUCAUGACUUGAGGGUACCCACAUUGUUUCGGAACAUUAUUAAAAAAUAUACUGCAGUUUCAAAAAAUGCUAAUAGCUUUUGAGUACUUUUGCCCAUUGCCAUGAGACUGGGCUUGAUAGAUUCCUUGGCUCAGGCUGAGAACAAUGAUACCGAUUAGGCCAUGGUCGGCUGAACUUGCUGUCUGCUAUUUUGAAUUGUCUAAAAAACCCCUACUUUUUCUAAUUCCUCCUAAACCGUUCGUCCGAUUUUACCAAAAUGUAAUCACAUCAUCUUCAUACCAUGCCGACAAAAACGUAUGAAACUCAAGCUGAUUUGUGUCAUGGUCAUCAUGACAUGAAGGUGCCUGCACCGUUUUGGAACAGCACCACCUAGUGUCCAUGAGAUAUGAAAAAAGCCAUUUUCGCUUAUAACUUCCAAACGGUUUGUCAUAAAAUCAUGACCACGCUAAAAUCACGCUUGCUUAUCUCCUUACUUUGCCUCUGUAGUGCUUGGCCCCGUAAUUUCUGCUGGUAGUUAUAUUUUUAAAUGUUACUGACAUACAGUCAUAGGCCAGUUUUUAUUAGGGGUUCCGCUUGUGGUUUCCUGGCCCUAAGCAACUACUUAUGUGACUUAAUUAGGAAGUUACAUGCCGGAAGUCGCACAGCUCUGUUACGCACACACGCGCACACACACACACACACACACACACACACACACGCGCACACACAGACACACAGACACACACCUGUGUGGAACAUAUCUUUUACGAGUGGAACAUAGCAUAGAUUUUUUCAUAUCUCAUGACCACUAGAUAGGUUUUGAGUAAGUGUUUAUAUUUAGAAUAACUGACAUGAAGAUAUAAUAGACUGACUAUUUAGAGUAUUUAUUUUAUGUUGAUAAAAGCAUGUACUGAAAAACUGAAAACAGCUACAUGUACACUGAGCUCUGAGAGCUUGGCUGACUCUGAUAUAGUGUCCCAUUAAAAACACAUUUCUUGUAUUAAACCUUAUUAAAUGUUAUUUAUAGCACCUUGUUUUAAUUUGGUGGUGACAUGAAUGUGACUGUAGCAAAGCACAUAACCAGCCAUUUCCAACAAAGUCUUUUGGAAUACAGUAAUGCUGUUCUAUUUUCUUCCCCAUAGUCUUAAUCCAGAAACAUCACCCUGAUUCAUGUAAAAAGUUGUUCACUUGGUCAUGAAAACAAAAUAAAGACAAAUAUUUCAACAGGUCUCCCCACUCCCCAAUAGGAUGAUCAGUGUAAGUUGUUAGUAUUUUAUUUAAAGAUCUUUUUUUUUCAUUUAGUACUGCCCUUCAGAUACUAAAUAAGAUAGUUACAUGUCAUCCAGAAGAGAAAAUACUAACAAUUUACACCAAUCAUCCUGUUCAAAAGUUUACAUCCCCCUGGCUCUUAAUGUAUCGCGUUACCUUCUUGAGCAUCAGUGAAUGUUUGCAAUAUGUUUUUGUAAUAGUUGUGUACAAGUCCCUCAGUUGUCCUCAGGCUGAAAAGAUGGAUCUCAACAUCAUAUAGCUACUGUUAGAAUGGGGUCAAAUAUACAGAAGAUGCUGGAAAAGCAAAGAAUGUGCUGGAGGAUUUUUAUGAAGAACAGUGGGCAGCUUAACUGCUCAGGACAAACAAGGGACUCAUGAACAACUAUCACAAAACACAACAACUGUCAUGGAUCACCCAAGUAACGACACAGUAUCAAGUGUAUGUAAACUUAUGAACUGGUUCCUUUUGUGGAAAUUCAGUUAUUAUUGUGUCUUGUGGACUAGAUGUAAACAUCUUUUAUGUGAAAUAGCUUAUUCAGUGCAGAACUAAAUAAAAAACUAAAUGCAAUUUUUAUGAUCCCUCUUACUAUUUUUUUUUUGUACAAUUAUUAAC